Messenger RNA from Lacerta agilis (Sand lizard), 805 nucleotides. It is a transcript of the gene GLTP, whose product is annotated as glycolipid transfer protein. NCBI's taxonomy places the organism in Eukaryota, Metazoa, Chordata, Lepidosauria, Squamata, Lacertidae. Gene Ontology annotation, biological process: intermembrane lipid transfer; ceramide transport. Gene Ontology annotation, molecular function: ceramide 1-phosphate transfer activity; ceramide 1-phosphate binding. Bases 25 to 657 code for a protein of 210 amino acids. The transcript is spliced from 5 exons. Gene Ontology annotation, cellular component: cytoplasm; cytosol; membrane. The record is from RefSeq and is a predicted model, not a curated record.
GGCUGCUGGCGGCGUCGCGGCGCCAUGGCGCUGCUGCUCGAGUACGAGUUCAAGGCGCUGCCGGCCGACAAGCAGAUCGACACGGAGCCCUUCCUGGAGGCCGUGGCGCACCUGCCGCCCUUCUUCGAUUGCUUGGGGACGCCCAUUGUGUAUGCGCCAGUCAAAGCUGACCUCACUGGGAACAUUAAGAAAAUACGAGCUGUUUACGAAUCAAACCCAACCAAGUUCAAAACGCUGCAGAACAUCUUGGAGGUGGAGAAGGAGAUGCAUGGAGCGGCUUGGCCAAAAGUUGGGGCAACCUUGGCACUCAUGUGGCUGAAAAGGGGCCUGAAGUUCAUGCAAGUUCUGCUGCAGAGCCUGUGUGAAGGCGAGAGGGACGAGGAGAACCCAAACCUCAUCCGGGUCAAUGCCACCAAAGCCUAUGAGUUGGCACUGAGGAAGUACCAUGGCUGGAUGCUACAGAAGCUGUUCUUGGGCUCUGUGUAUGCUCUCCCUUACAAAUCGGAUUUGCUGAAAGCCCUGGAAAAAGGCAAAGAGGUGAAGGAAGAGGAGACCUUAGAGAAGAUCCACCAGUUCCUCUCCAAGGCGACACCCAUCCUGGACGCAAUCUACGAAAUGUACACAAAGAUGAAUGCUGAACUGAGCUACAAGGCUUGACCAAGCUGCCUCCCUCUGCCCCACCUUGGCCAAGAAGGCCUCCCACCCACUUCCUUCAGCAGAUGUUCUCCUGGUCAGUGUGAGCAGCCCCUCCGGCUGGGUCUCAACCUCCGGAGAAGCUCAACUUAGAAAUGCUUUUCUACCGAAA